Molecule: messenger RNA, 1042 nt
Organism: Chironomus riparius
Lineage: Eukaryota; Metazoa; Arthropoda; Insecta; Diptera; Chironomidae
Source: the annotation of a GenBank genome assembly
AAGAAGGGGUAUGAAAAAUGUAGAACCAUAAAAAAAUUUAAAUUUUAAAAAACCGGUAAUCCAACAUAUCAAACAAUAGCUCCUGCUAAGCACAAAAUUCUAUCUGCAGCUUAAAAUAGUAAUAUAAAUUUGUCAUAAUCACCAAAGCUAAUCGGUUUAUAGUAAGUGAUAAUAAUUCAAAAAAAAAUAAAUAAAUUUAACCAUGAAACUGGGGUACCCCUUUUGAGAAGAUAGACAGACAAAGAAAAUUAUGACAACACAGUUUUUAUUGAAAAACAAGUUAAUAAAAACAACACACGAGUUAGUCUUAUUAAUUAAAUAUCAUGGGAAAACCGAAGAAAUGUAAGCAUCAUGGAGUCAGAGACCCUAUGAAACAAAGAGAAGAACGUGAACAGAAACUUGUCGAACUUAAAAAGAUUAAUAAUCCACCGAAAGAAGAUCAAGAGAUAUCUAAACGAUUCAGGCAGUUCAUGGAAAUAAAGAAAUCGGUCAGUUCAAUCGGCAAAAACAAUAAAAACAAAAAAAGGAUAACAGUUCAUGAUGAUUUUGUCAAAAGUGAAGGCAUCGGAAAGAAAUUGAGAAAUGAAUCAAAUAAGCAGCAUUUAAGAAGAGUUGAACAUCUUCUUCAUAAGAAAAAGCAGGAAGCAGAAUAUGCAAAAAAGUUUAAUGUCCAAAUCAUACGCGAUGAAGUGACUGGCGAGAUUAAAAUGAAGAAAGAUCCAUUGAUUAAAGCGAAUCAAAAGAAAGUUAAAAAACUUAAGGAUAAAGACAAGGAAGACGAGGAAGCAACCACAAAAAAGAAAGAGGAAGAUGUUCCUGAAUUUCCUUUAGUCAAGUACCAAUUUAGUGCCAAGCAAAAGAGGAAAUUAAUGCUAGAAGAACAUGCAGUACAAGAUCAUGUGAAGUUUGGAGAAGUAGUAAAGGAACCGCCUACAUUUAACUUACCUCAAAAAGCAAAUACAAUUAAAACUAGGAAGAAGAAUUUUCUAUUUUUAUCACAAUUCAAUAAAUAAAAGAGAUUUAUAAUUUAACUGUCAAAAUA